Talaromyces marneffei is the source of this 384-nucleotide messenger RNA. RefSeq lists its product as uncharacterized. NCBI's taxonomy places the organism in Eukaryota, Fungi, Ascomycota, Eurotiomycetes, Eurotiales, Trichocomaceae. Bases 1 to 384 code for a protein of 127 amino acids. The transcript has 2 exons. The record is from RefSeq and is a predicted model, not a curated record.
AUGGGGAACGUAUGCUCAAAGUCGGCUAACAAGCCCGACGACGCUUUCUCGCAGCCAGGUCGUGUGCUCGGAUCUUCGGCCGCUUCAGGAACACCUAACCAACCUGCCCGCGCAUCAGUUCCCGGUAACGUUGUUUCAAAGGGUCCUGGUAGGACGCUUGGUGGUGCUUCUGCAUCACAGGAUACUGCUGAUGCCAGGAGUAAAGCUGCCGAGGCUGCCCAGAAACGCGCAGAGGCGUUGAACGCUUCCAGUAAAGGGAAGCUAGGAAGCCAAUUGGCUGCCCAAAAGGCUCGAACGCAAUCACAGACUCUCAAUGCGGCCAGCCAGGCGGAAGUUGCUUCUAGAAACGCGGAUAGCGCCGCGGAAACGAGGCAAUGGAACUGA